UGCCCGGCACAGACUGCCUUAAGAAACGCGCAGUUAUGCAACGACGGACGUCUAGGUGAUACGGAGGUAUUUUGUAUUCUGCCUUGACGUCCGAUGAUGUAACUCAGCAGGAAGUAUUAUUCCGAACACCUCAUUUGAACACUCUCCCUGAUGAUUGCGGUAGAAGAUGAACAUUUCCACAUCUCUACGCAACGCUCGGAAUAUCGGUCGUCGACGAUUUCAGUCAUCCGGAAAGAGCUGGAACAAGGGGAGCUCCCGCCCAGAUGCGCGAACAGUACUUCAGUGUUUAUUGAACGUAUCGAUAAAUUUUGGAACAGUUGUAACAUUAUUAUAUAUCAUUAAAGGGAUUCACCCAUUGUUGGAAGUUUGCAGUUUAAUCAUCCGAUGAACAGUGAACUCAUGACCCUGAGUACUAAAAUGUCUAUCAAACCGGUCGGUCGUGUUGCCAUAUUAUUCUUCAUACUAAGUGCGCACGCGCAGUCAUUACCAGAUGUGACGAUACAGGCAUUCAAACCGAAAGGUGUUCGCGUGUCUAUACAAGAUCCGGAGAAAAAACUCAACCAAUUCGUGUUUCAAGGGAAUGUCAAUAGGAAUAUUAACGUCAAUGAUGUGGGUCAAAUUUCUGGUGAGGUCAUCAAGCCCACGAAUGGGGCUUGGGUGUUUGAGGACCCGAACAUAUCUCUUAAGCCUGGUGAUGUCAUCAAUUACUAUGUGUUUGUUAUACGGGAUAGAAAGGGCUAUGUCAACGACAAUCUUACCUCAACAGUGACUGAACUGGUUGAUCCAUCAUCACCCGCAAUGCCCUCAUCGCCAGACUGUAAAUCAACUGUGACAGAGGUUGCAGGCAAAGUAUGUGCUGGGCAAGUUAUUUUUGAAGAUAAUUUCGACCGACUCCAGGAUCUAUGGCACAUAGAGCAGUACAUACCAGACCAACCAGACUAUCCUUUUGUAUCAUAUCAAAGACCACCAAAAAGCCAAACGGUAGUCGUUGAUAAUGGUUACUUAAGAAUCGCUCCCCAACUCCAACAGGAUCUGGCAGGAUUUUCCAAUAUCUCCAUUUUGUCUGGUACCUUGGAUCUCACUAGUGGAUGCACAAGUAGAACCACGUAUUCAUCAAAAUGCAGUGUCAGUGCCUGGGGCGCGAGUAUUCUACCACCAGUUGUAAGCGGAAGGCUGACUACCAAGAUGGCCUUUAAGUAUGGGGUGGUUGAAGUCAGAGCCAAGUUACCAAAAGGAGAUUGGUUAUAUCCAGACAUUGGAUUGGAGCCAUUAAUGAAUAAAUAUGGAUUUAUGAAUUACGCCUCCGGACUGAUAAGAAUCGCUGGAGCGAGAGGGAACAAUGAACUGAACCUUGGUGCAGAAGAUCUUAGUAAUAAGGUGUUGUAUGGUGGCCCUAUUAUGGAUUUUGAUUGUCGAGGCAACCUUCUUCGAAAACGGAGUGCAGCCGAACCGUGGUCUAAUGAUUUUCAUACGUACAGUGCCAGAUGGGAACCAGGUCGUAUAACACUAGCAGUCGAUGGAAUUGAAUGGGCCCGCAUAGAACCUUCAGCAAAUGGCUUUCAGGGGCUUUUGGGACGCGACUGCCCAUUACCUAGGGACUUACUUGCGUCCGGUUCUAACAUGGCUCCAUUUGAUGAUUAUUUUUACCUGACUCUCGGUGUCGCAGCUGGUGGCAUCAGCGAGUUUCCAGAUGGGUCCUAUACAUCAGAUUCUCGUCCGAAACCUUGGAGAAAUCCCGGUAGGAAGGCGUCCUUGAACUUUUGGCAGGAUAUUAAGACAUGGUGGAAUACUUGGACACAACCUUUGAUAGUUGAUUACGUCCGUAUCCGGGCGAUAUAAUGCUAGUCGGUUUUAAUAAAAAUACUUGUAUGCUU
Messenger RNA from Pieris brassicae (large cabbage white), 1874 nucleotides. Its product is annotated as beta-1,3-glucan-binding protein-like. Gene Ontology annotation, biological process: carbohydrate metabolic process. The record is from RefSeq and is a predicted model, not a curated record. Bases 385 to 1839 code for a protein of 484 amino acids. The transcript has 10 exons. NCBI's taxonomy places the organism in Eukaryota, Metazoa, Arthropoda, Insecta, Lepidoptera, Pieridae. Gene Ontology annotation, molecular function: protein binding; hydrolase activity, hydrolyzing O-glycosyl compounds; carbohydrate binding.